AUGACGACGUCUCCGACUACGCUGGUUCGUAACAAUCUUAACCUGCCGGUGGUCUCCUCUAACUUCGACCAUCGUCCGUCGAUGGCGCACAAGGAAAAGCACGUUGCUGACUUUUCAAGCAAGAAACCGAGUGGGGCUGCUGGGACCUCACGACAGGGAGAACUCUUGGGAUUGUCUCAAGAGCAACGUCCUUCAUACGCUAGGGUGACUGGCCCUAAUACCAAACGACGCCCGGAUAUAUCAGCGCAUAAGUUUCAAGCGCUUAGGCCAAUUCGACAUGGGGAACAUGGGAAGUUGGUAGUCCCUCGCGAACUGCAGGAGUAUCAGUUGAAUAAGUUCAAAUAUGCUUUGAUCGGGCGAUUGAUUUUAAAUAAAGGAGAUAAACCGAGGCAGUCUCGCGACUUAAAGGCUGAACUACAAUCUCUUUGGAAGAUUUCCUCACCGUGGCAAUUGAUGUCAAUGGGAAAAGGAUUUUUUACCAUUAAAUUCCAAUCUCAGGAAGAUAAAGCGGUUGCUAAGGCUCAUAUGCUAUGGGAGUUAUCUGUCGGUUCUCUGAGACUACGGGAAUGGGUCCGGUAUUUCGAUCCUUACAAGGAAUCUUCCUCUCUUGCACAAGUUUGGGUGAGGAUUUACUAUCUCCCGGUGGAAUUCUGGCAUCCCGAAGUUAUCUCGGGCAUAGGACAUUGGCUUGGGCAACCUCUUAAAAUUGAUAGUACUUCGAUGACAGAUGAUGUUGCGCACUUUGUCAGAAUUUUGGUGGAAAUUGAUUUGGCUCAACCGUUACCUGAAACGUUUACGGUGGAUGGAGGGGAUCGAUCGUUUGUUGUUGAAUUCUCUUAUGAAUACUUGCCUACAUUCUGUACUCGAUGUAAAAUCACUGGACAUACGGUGGAGAAGUGUCGUCGAGGAGUAAAGAAUCAACAAUCAAAAGCGGGGAGCAAGAAAGAUGAACCAAAGAAACAAGAGUGGAUUGAUGUGGGGAAGCCUGAUGGACCUGUGUUAAACUGUAAUAACAGCUUCGAGGUGCUGAAUGAGCAGGAGGGGAUGGGUUCGGAAACUCAACCUCAGUUGGACCAGUUGGAACAGGCGGAAGUUCAUUCACCUGUGGGUUUGGGGAAUACUCUUAAUAAAAGUGCUAAUAAGAUUGUGGAGCUUAAUGAGACAAGGGAGACACAUGCUGAGAAGCACGUGGAGUUGGAUAGUCAAGAACCGACGCCUGCUCUUUUGGAAAAGAAUAAUUUGUCGAGUCCUGAUCUGUUGGAUGAACUUUGCAAUAGAAAUUUGAUGGUUUCGGAUACAGGGAAGAAAGUGGCCUCGCAGCAAGUGGAUGGGGAAGUCGUUUUGGAUCAUUCCUUGGAUAAUGAAUCUCGAAAAGAGGACUUGGAGGAGAUUGUGGAGCAUGCUAAAGAAAAUCCUGUAGCGAGGGCGAGCAAGGAUAAUACUAAGAAUUUGCAAGACCUGUUGGUUCAGCAAAUCAUUUCGGAGGAGACCUUGCGAUCGCAAGCCACCAAGCGUGGAAGGGGUAGACCGAGAAAACAAGAGCAGUUGGCACGCAAUCACAAUUUGGCCUUGAUGCAACAAGAAGAAAAUAUCAAAAACAGGCUUCGUAAAUCGGUUGAGGCGGGACAUAGUCCUAAAGAGUACGUCAUUGAUUAUGGCAACUCGGCAUGCAUGCGCAGUAUGGAUAAUGUGGUUAACAAACGCUGGGCAGAUGAAGUGGAGUUGGAGGAACGCCACUCCACACAAAUUUUUAAUCCAUGA
This is a messenger RNA of Salvia miltiorrhiza (redroot sage), 1761 nucleotides long. RefSeq lists its product as uncharacterized. NCBI's taxonomy places the organism in Eukaryota, Viridiplantae, Streptophyta, Magnoliopsida, Lamiales, Lamiaceae. The coding region runs from base 1 to 1761 and encodes 586 amino acids. The record is from RefSeq and is a predicted model, not a curated record. The transcript has a single exon.